Tuber melanosporum (Perigord truffle) is the source of this 1873-nucleotide messenger RNA. RefSeq lists its product as uncharacterized. Gene Ontology annotation, molecular function: GTP binding. Gene Ontology annotation, cellular component: nucleolus. Lineage: Eukaryota; Fungi; Ascomycota; Pezizomycetes; Pezizales; Tuberaceae. Bases 99 to 1733 code for a protein of 544 amino acids. The transcript is spliced from 5 exons. The record is from RefSeq and is a predicted model, not a curated record.
CAACCAUCGCGACCAUCGAAAAAAAAAACGAAUACAUCAUGGGUAAUUUCAAGAAAGAAGCCAGUCGGCGAAAGCGGGAGAAGCCCAUCGGAGACGGCAUGUCCAAUGUCAAACUCAAAGGCGAGAAUUUCUAUCGCGACACAAAGAAGGUGACGCGCCUGAACACUCUAAAGGAAGGCAAACCGAUCCGGAACCGCAACGGCGACAUAAUCAAGGCGGCUUCAUUCCAAUCGCGCGAGGUCCCGUCCGCGCGGGUCGAGCCGAACCGGAAAUGGUUCGGCAAUACUAGGGUGAUUUCGCAGUCGGCGUUGACCAGCUUCCGGGAGGCGAUGGCGGCGAAGGCGGCGGAUCCGUAUCAGGUGUUGCUCAAGAGCAACAAGUUGCCCAUGUCUUUGUUGAAGGAUGUCGGGAAGAAGGUGCAUAGCGCCAAAGUGCAUGUCGAGACCCAGCCGUUCGCUGAGACUUUCGGGCCUAAGGCUCAGAGGAAGAGGGUUAAGUUGCAGGUUGCCGGGUUGGAAGAAUUGGUUGGGGAGAGUGAAUUGUUGGAGGUCAAGUACAAGGAGAAAUUAGAGACGGAGCUGUUGCUUUCUGGGAAGAGUGCCGAGGAGAAGGAGGAGGAGGGAUGGAUUCAGGAGGCGAGGGAGCCGAUUUUCUCGAAGGGGCAGAGUAAGAGGAUUUGGAAUGAGUUGUCAUUGAUUCUUCUGAUGUCCGUGGAAAAGUACAUCAAAGAAGAGGCCCCCCACAAACAUUUAAUAUUCGUCUUGAAUAAAUGCGAUCUAGUUCCCACUAGUGUUGCGGCUUCAUGGGUUCGCCGGUUGUCAAAAGACUAUCCGACUCUUGCCUUCCAUGCGUCUAUCAAUAACUCGUUUGGGAAAGGUUCUUUAAUUCAGCUUCUUCGCCAGUUUUCUGCUCUACAUUCGGAUAGGAAGCAAAUUUCUGUUGGCCUCAUUGGAUAUCCUAAUACUGGGAAAUCCUCUGUCAUAAACACAUUGCGCAAGAAGAAAGUCUGUACAGUGGCACCUAUUCCCGGGGAGACAAAAGUCUGGCAGUACAUUACUCUUAUGCGCCGUAUCUUCCUGAUCGAUUGUCCUGGUAUCGUCCCUCCUUCAGCCACAGACUCUGAGACGGAUAUUCUUCUCAGAGGGGUAGUAAGAGUAGAGAACGUAUCAAAUCCGGAACAAUACAUCCCUGCCGUCUUGGAAAAGUGCAAGCGACAGCACGUCGAGAGGACUUAUGAAAUUAAGGGUUGGACCAGUUCUCACUCGUUCUUGGAAUUGCUUGCCCGUAAGGGUGGAAGACUCCUUAAAGGUGGUGAGGCGGAUAUGGAUGGUGUUGCAAAGAUGGUCUUGAACGACUUUAUGAGAGGGAAAUUACCUUGGUUCACUGCCCCGCCUAAGGACGGGGAGGGCGAGAAUAACAAUGUUGGUAUUGAUCUUGCUGGUAGAGAGGGCAGACUUGGUGAAAUGAGGAGGAAACGUACUGCCUCGGACAUGGAGAACACCGCGGGUGGAGAUGAGGAUCAGGAGGAUGGCGAGGAGGAAGAAGAAUGGGGCGGGAUUCAAGAUCCUGAAGACGAAGAUGGUGAGGGUAAAGAAAGUGAAGAAAGUGAAGAUGAUGGUGAUUAUGAGGCAGGCUCUGAUGGUGGUGCUACUCUGGUUGCUGAGCAAGAUACCGAAGACGAGAGCGAGCCGGGGGAAGAGGUAGAGGAGCUAAAACCGGAUAUUAAGCUUUAAACAAGUUUAUAGAAGCGCAGAACGCGAGGGUAAUUAUGGGCAAAGGCGUACUGUUUGGGUAUAGUUUUUGUGCUGCACUGUACGGUACUUGAGUAAUAUAGGUUGCUGGUCGUACAAAUAUAAAAUAGUAAUGUCCAUCG